Molecule: messenger RNA, 6753 nt
Organism: Microtus oregoni (creeping vole)
Lineage: Eukaryota; Metazoa; Chordata; Mammalia; Rodentia; Cricetidae
Gene: Ctdspl2
Product: CTD small phosphatase like 2
Exons: 13
Coding region: 631-2028 (465 amino acids)
Molecular function (GO): phosphoprotein phosphatase activity
Source: RefSeq, a predicted model, not a curated record
GGCCCUAGGCGAUUCCGUUAGCGGCGGGAGGGAAAACCGUCCCCGGCGUCCCCGCCUCCGCUGCUAACGCUUUCCUCCCUACGCCCCCUGCGACCACCCUGCAGCCCGCUACGGAGGCCCCCGAAGUACAAACGUCUCCUAGGCCCCGUGCCCCACUCAGUAGCUGCGUCCCGUCCAACUCGCGGACCCUAAGGCCCUGCGCUCGCUUUUUCGUCUUUUCUAUUUUUAUUUUUAUUGUUUUGUCAGGAAUUCGCGCCGGUGAGUUCCCUAGGGCGGCAGAAACUUCACCCUCUUUACGGAAGUGAAAGUUGCCCCUUUUCAUCUCCCCCUCCCCCCGCUGCCGCCCAGGCCUCCUGCAUUCCUUCCCUCCCGCCUAGCCGGAGAGCGGCGGGCGGGGGAGGAGGAAGCCAGGGCGCCUGCGCGCAGAGGCCGCUUUCCAUCCGGGUCCCUGUCCGUGCGGUGCAGCAGGUCGGUAGGCGGGAAAUGGCGACUGGCUGAAGGAGCUGGUUCUGUUGCUGUUGAGGGAUAAGCGGGAAAGACAUCACCUAUUGCGCAGUCGGGACCAUCGCCGGAGCCUGAAGACACUUUUCUGUCGUCACAGUGAAGGUUUACAUGUGGCACCCCUAAAAGAUGAAGCUGAGAACACGGAAGGCUUCUCAGCAAUCCAGUCCAAUCCAAACACAGCGCACUGCCAGAGCAAAAAGGAAAUACUCAGAGGUUGAUGAUAGCUUACCUUCGGGAGGAGAAAAACCAUCAAAGAAUGAAACUGGCUUAUUGUCCUCAAUUAAAAAAUUCAUUAAAGGAAGCACGCCCAAGGAAGAGAGAGAAAAUCCUUCGAAACGGAGUAGAAUUGAACGUGAUAUAGAUAAUAAUUUGAUUUCAUCAACACCAAGAGCUGGAGAAAAGCCUAACAAGCAGUUGUCUCGAGUAAGACGGAAAAGUCCAGUCAAUGGAGAAGCUGGUAGUUAUGAAAUGACAAAUCAACAUAUAAAACAAAAUGGGAAAUUAGAAGAUAACCCUUCUGCAGGUAGCCCACCAAGGACUACAUUGCUGGGGACCAUAUUUUCUCCUGUCUUCAACUUUUUUUCACCAGCAAAUAAAAAUGGAACGUCAGGCUCGGAUUCCCCGGGACAGGCUGUGGAAGCUGAGGAGAUAGUAAAGCAACUUGACAUGGAACAGGUGGAUGAGAUCACUACCAGCACAACGUCAGCUAAUGGAGCAGCUUACUCAAGUCAAGCAGUUCAAGUGAGGCCGUCGAUAAAUAAUGGUUUAGAAGAAGCAGAAGAAACAGUUACCCGCGAUAUCCCACCUCUUACUGCACCAGUAACUCCAGAGAGUGGUUACUCGUCAGCCCAUGCAGAGGCCACCUAUGAGGAAGACUGGGAAGUUUUUGACCCCUAUUAUUUCAUCAAACAUGUUCCGCCUCUGACAGAAGAACAACUAAAUAGGAAACCUGCUCUUCCUUUGAAAACGAGAAGCACACCAGAGUUCUCCCUGGUCUUAGAUUUGGAUGAAACACUAGUGCACUGUAGUCUGAAUGAGCUAGAAGAUGCAGCACUUACUUUUCCAGUCCUUUUCCAAGAUGUCAUUUAUCAGGUUUAUGUGAGAUUAAGACCAUUCUUCAGGGAAUUCCUUGAACGAAUGUCUCAGAUGUAUGAGAUCAUUCUUUUUACUGCUUCUAAGAAGGUGUAUGCAGACAAGUUACUGAACAUACUAGACCCUAAAAAGCAACUGGUCAGGCAUCGGCUUUUCCGAGAACAUUGUGUUUGUGUACAAGGAAACUAUAUAAAGGACUUAAAUAUCCUUGGAAGAGAUCUUUCCAAAACUAUAAUAAUUGACAACUCACCACAAGCCUUUGCCUAUCAGCUUUCUAAUGGAAUUCCUAUAGAAAGCUGGUUUAUGGAUAAAAAUGACAAUGAACUCCUAAAAUUGAUUCCAUUUCUGGAGAAGCUUGUAGAAAUGAAUGAAGAUGUCCGGCCUCACAUCAGAGACAGAUUUCGCUUGCAUGAUUUGCUGCCCCCAGAUUAAGUUCAGAGACUUGUCAGAUCACUGAGGGGGGAGAGAGAAUGCAGGACCCUUUGGACUAAGACAAAAACAUUGCCAUUACUGUUGAAAUUUUGCAUUUUUGUACCCCGUCUUGCUUUUCUUAUCUUUGGUGCCCAAUAAUAAUCAAGGGUUACAGAAAGAGACUAUCUCAGAUUGAACACACACAGUGGGUAGGCAAAACAGAAGCGUCUGUAGAGCUAGUACAACUCCAGUGAAACUUUCUAUGUACAGGACAUCUGCAGUUUAUAAAGAAUUCUGUUUUCUGCCACCAGCAGUCUGACCUGUAGUACACAGGAUUUUAUGAUAAUAACAGAGGUGAAAGUGGACUUUCAUUUUCCCUCUGUUUGGUGCUCUCAGUGGGUUUGUAGCCACUUUUCUGUUACUUUACUAUUCUCAUUUCAACAGGAAUGGCCAGUAAAAGUUGUUUUAUUUUUCCUGUUCAGGUUUAUAACCUUUUUACACUUCUGACCUGUAUUAGAUUAGACUCUCAUGAUGCAUUCCUUUUAGUUGAGGCGCUUCAGUUUUCUGGAAAUAGUCAAUUUUUAGUUUUUGGGUGUAUAUAUAUAUAUGUAUAUAUAUAUACAUAUAUAUAUACACACACAUAUAUAUACACACAUUUGAAUGGCCGUUUUCCUGCUUUGUCUGCCUGCAUAUUGUAUAUUUGUUUAAAAAUAUUCUCUUUUAGUCCAUGUAAGUUUCAUUUUUAAAAAACAUGCAUUUAUAUUUUGUUCUGUAAUAUUCUACUGUAGGUAAAAUCUUCAAAAAUCAAGAGACUGGGUAGGUAAGAAUAUAUGAAUGACUAAUAUUCAAGCGAUUUGAACCAUUGUGAUGACAUGUAUUCCAGAUGGUAAUAUCUUGUAAUGGCACACAUGGAAUGGAUAAAGUUAUACCUCAGACUUCACUGUGCACACCAUUGAGGAGAAUGAGUUCAGUCUCCUGUCGGGCUUGAUUCAGUUACUGCUGCCUUUGGUUUUCUCCAGGAAUGAAGUAUUCAGCACAGUGACUCAGUAUUUGCUUUGCAUGGGCUGGUGGUCCCUCUGUUACACUCUCGGUUACAAUCAGUUUAAAACUCUGUGUAACAGGCUUGGCACCUAACAGUAGCUAUGCAUACCCGUGGCUCAGUACACUCCCAGCCACCCGUGCAGUUAGUCUGCUCACAGCGGUUUUCUGUGCUGUGUGGGAAUAGUCGUCACGCCUUGGUUCUCUAAUGCAGCUACCACAAGAGGUUGAUAUUUUUAUAGUGGCGUGUAAUCUCCUUUUCAGGGGCUUUUUAUGGAAGGUAGAAUUUGUAAGAGUUAGUAUGCUUUGCCUCUCAACUGCAUUGACAUGCCGCAGGCUCAGACUGUUUUUGUGUAAAGGAUGUCAAAGAACGGCACUUUUUCUAAAGAGAAGUUUGAUAUUUUGUAUGCUUGUUAAGAAAGUACAGUAUUGGAAAUUAAAGGUGGACAACUGAUAAUUGAGGAGUAUGUCAGUUAAUUUUUUAUGUAUAUUACCUGUUUACUUGUACAACUUCUUGUACAAAUUACAUGCAGCUUCAUUUUCAAAUGAAUCCUUAAAAUAAGGAAAUCUUUUUAGGAAAACAUUUAAUUUUUGUAUUUUUGAUUUUAAAGGCAUGAGUUGUCAGUUUUCAGUGUAUUAAUGAAGAUUUUAACUUUUCAUCAGGUUGAGUGUUUUCUUAUUAUUAUUAUCUGUUAUGUAUGUAGUUAGCAUAUUGUGUCACUGAACUGUUUAAAAAUCUAGCAUGUAGAGCAAGCCUGUUUUGUGGAAAAUCCUUAUUCAUUAAAAAAAAAUAAUCAUGGCAGAUUUUCUGCAAAAAAAAAAAGGAAAAGCAUUUGCAAUUCAGAAUACUGAUUUUUUUAUUUAAAAAAAAGGUAUUUUGCUUGCAGGAACAAUACUACAGAUUCAUUUUAAUGAGAAUCUUUUAAAUGUAUUUAUCUUUAGGGCACCUGGGCAUCUUUAUGCUGUUUGUCUUAUGUCUUUCUUGAAAUAAAAUGUACAUACGUUACCUUUACAUAUGCUCUUGCUCAAAAUUGUGAACCUAGUUAAUUUCUUCCUGACCCCCAUCAUUUUUAUGCUUCUUUAGCAAACCCCGAACCUACACAAGAUCUGAAUUUUUUGACAUGCAUAAUUGUUGAAAGCUUUCCUGACUAAGUGAAUACAGUCACAAAGCCCUUCCCACAACUUUAAGGGGAAAUGUAAACACUUACACACCAUUAUGCCUCUGGGCACUUUGAUAAUAAAAGCAGACCCGUGUGAGGAGGGUUCCUUUAAAGUCAGCUGAUAGAUGACUCAAGAAUGACAGAGAAAACACAUUGUGGGAAAGUUUAUAUGACCAAAUAAAUGGACAUUAUUUUUCCAUUACUUUAUUUGGGUAAUUCUAAAGUUAUUGAUACAAAGUUUAAAACAAAUUACAAAUAAUUUAGCCAGCUAUUUCCCUUCUCAGUAGAUUAUCUUCCAGUCAUAUUUUUCCGUUGUUGGUAGCUGUAGAACACUUCCAUUUAGUUACUCGGAGGUGUGUCGUUUUUUUAAUUGAGACGCACCCAACUGUCAGUGCACACAGCAAACAUGCCUGUAGUAAAUGUAGGGGCAGUGGAUCCAUGAGGCAUAGCAAGCUACCUGUGUACACAUUACAACUCUUAAGGACCUAUUAAAAUUGUGCUAUUUCCAGUUCUGAAUGUUUGACUUUAAGACAUUCUUUUAAAUAUUUGUAUCAUUGUUAGAGGAUGUUUUAAUUAGUUGUAUUUUUUAAUCCCAUGUAAUAUAUGUAGUCCUGACCAGAUUUACUACCAUUUGUCUGGGUCCUAAAAGAGAAUCGAUGACAAUUCGUAACCAGAAAUUGUUUUAUAUUUGCUAGUAUGUAUAUUUAUUUAUCCAAUGGCUUUAUUUGUUUCCCAAAAUUGUGUUGGGACUUGUUGAAAGCAUUGUGUGACUUCUAUAAAUGGCUAUUUUCUUGUAACUGUCAGUGAUAUGGAUGUGUACAUUGUUUUAUAUAUAUACAUAUAUAUAUUUCUGGGGGUAAUUUUUUUUAGGGUUGACAAUGUUUUUUUUGUUUUUUAAGUUACCUUUUGCCAAUGACUUUCUGCUAGCUUUUGCUUCAUUCAGCCUUCUAAUGGAGUUCAUUCUUAUUCUGUUGUCAACUUGGCUGUAAGAGAGACUUCAUCUCAUCAGUGAAGAAGGUGUUUCAUUAUUCCUACAAGUCUUACAGCAAGCACAGAUUCUUCAUAAGGAUCGGAUCUCUUCCAUGUCUGUGUCAGUCACAUAAAGGACACUGAAGCCUUCGUUUCCUUGUACUGAUAUGAAUGAUGGUGUUAUACACUACAUCACUAGCUAGUUAAGGUUUUGUGACCUGACCUCUUUGUCUUCCUAGGUAUUUAUUUGUUACCUCUUUAAAUCUUGUAUGUCUAAAUUAACUUAGAAUAGUUACCCACCGAAUAACUAUGCCAAGAACUAGGAAAGAAUGUUUAUUUUAUUUCCCCUUAUAGGGGAAAAGUGGACUGGGAACAAAAAUGUAAGGCCAAUAAAUAGGCCUUAGGUUGUCGUUCAUUCACUUUCUUAUUCCUCUCAUGGGCUGUAUUUGAAUUUUUUUUUCUUCAGUGCUAAUGUAUUUGAUUAUACCAUUGCUUUUCAUGUCUUCCCUUGAGUUGAGAACCUGCUAGGAAUUUGUAUGAAAUACCUUAAAAAGUUUUCAGAGUUAAAACUCAGUUCCUUAUAUUCAAAUCCUACUUAAAUUAUUGAAAUCCAGGUCACAUACAUUUUCUCAAAAUGUUUCUCUGUUAUCUUGAAUUGAGAUUUCAUUGUAAAUCAGUUUAGUCAACAAACGUGUUUUGAGAUCUUUUUAAAAAAGAAUUAAGGAAAUGAGAGCAAGUUUAUUCUAGUUUAUGGUUUAAUACUAUUGUUUUAAGAUACAUAGUGAUUCUCAAACCAGCAUGUUCAUCAGAAUUACUCUGAGGAGCUUUUUGAACUGCAAACACCUGAAGCCUGCACCUGGGAAGCCUUCUCAUUCUGUCAGGAGCACGGCUGGGAACAGUUCCGUUUUUAAGGUUCUCCUAAUGAUUUAAAUGGACAACUUUGGUGUGUCUCUGUUCUAAAUAGUGUGGUUUGAGAAUAGGCUACAAAAGUUCACCAGUCAUCUCUCUGUGGUAGGUUUUUCUUUUCCUUUUUCUUUUCUUUUUUUUCUUCUUUUCUUUCUUUUUAAGUCCUGGGACCAGAUUUCACAGAACUUAUUCAAGAUCCGAGGAGGAAUAAUGAAGAUUGAGGCUACUGCUCAUUAUUAUUUUUUGUCAUUCAUACUUUUUAAAGAGUUUGCAUUUAUAGAGCUCUGAAUAGCUGAUCAUUUACGUAGCUGAAGGACAUGUCCCUGAAUGAGACCAUUAUAUAUAGUAACUAAAAUAUUUCACUAUUUUUUUAUUUUAUAAAUCUUUGUAGAAAUGAGCAAUGAAAUGCUACUUUCAUCUUUUGAAAUGGGAUUUUUCAAGGUAGUGUCCUUUUGGCAUUAAGGUAGGGAGGAGUUAAUAUUCUCUCUACUUAUUUCCACAUGAAUCAAUAUGAAGUUAUGGACAUUUAAAAAUCUCAAUUUAAUUUCUACUUAUUUACUAUGCAGUAUAGCCGUGAACAAGUAAUGUAGAUUUAGUUUUCUCAUCUUCAAAUGCCCUGAUCACCCUACCUCACAGGGUUGUUGUGGGGAUAAAUAAAACUUUUAUGGAAGUA